AUGCAUGGUGCUUUGGUGUUUGGGUUCGUCGUCGUUUUUUUAUCAUUUCUAGUCUUAUGGCAACGUGCAUCUUGCGUAAGUAAGAUACACCUACUUGGGGACGUUCUUUUUGUGUUCGCACACCCGGACGAUGAAGCGAUGUUCUUCUCGCCGCUGUUGGAUUAUGUCAGGCGCCAUGGCCUGAAUGCCCACUUUCUCUGCUUGUCCAAUGGAAACUACAGUGGCUUGGGCACAGUCAGGGAGAAAGAGUUAGUUGCCAGUGCGGAGUACUUUGGAGUUAACAGGCGUAGCGUCCGCGUGGUAGACCACCCGGACCUACAGGAUGGUCCAGACAACUUAUGGAAUACCGAAAUAGUCCAACGAGAGGUUCUUUCGUACCUGCACAGCGUCAAGGACAUCCGCACUGUUAUCACGUUUGAUCAUAGGGGAGUCUCUUCUCAUGCGAAUCACGUAGCGGUGUAUGAGGGAGUUCUCUUGGCGAAAAAGAAUCUUCCUCCCGGGAUACUAUUUUUGAGUCUGCACACGAGGGACUUAUUGGAAAAGUACGUGGGUAUACUUUCCACAGUAGGCUAUACGGUAGGAAUACAUCGUUGCGGCGGACGCCGAAACCACGUAAUCCUCAUUCCGCCGACCUCAUUGUUCACAAGCUUUUCCGCCAUGAGGAAACACAAAACCCAACUUGUGUGGUUCCGCUAUUUGUUUGUUUGGUUUUCUUCCUACUCUUACGUUAAUGAAGUGAAGGAAUUGGGGGUCGCAUGA
Messenger RNA from Trypanosoma brucei brucei TREU927, 759 nucleotides. RefSeq names its product N-acetylglucosaminylphosphatidylinositol deacetylase. Gene Ontology annotation, molecular function: N-acetylglucosaminylphosphatidylinositol deacetylase activity. The transcript has a single exon. Gene Ontology annotation, biological process: GPI anchor biosynthetic process. The coding region runs from base 1 to 759 and encodes 252 amino acids. Gene Ontology annotation, cellular component: endoplasmic reticulum. Lineage: Eukaryota; Euglenozoa; Kinetoplastea; Trypanosomatida; Trypanosomatidae. The record is from RefSeq and is a predicted model, not a curated record.